Messenger RNA from Catharus ustulatus (Swainson's thrush), 5275 nucleotides. RefSeq names its product serpin family E member 3 (gene SERPINE3). Lineage: Eukaryota; Metazoa; Chordata; Aves; Passeriformes; Turdidae. Gene Ontology annotation, molecular function: serine-type endopeptidase inhibitor activity. Bases 39 to 1400 code for a protein of 453 amino acids. Gene Ontology annotation, biological process: negative regulation of endopeptidase activity. The transcript is spliced from 8 exons. The record is from RefSeq and is a predicted model, not a curated record.
UCGCCGACAGAGACUCUGAUCACUGACUAUCCCUUUAAAUGCAGUCUCAUGACUUAGUCUUUGCUCCACUACCUAUUAAAGAAGGAGACAAGACCUUCAUAGGCAGCUUCCAUUCAGGCAUCAAGAAGGACACAGAAAAGCAAGACAAUUUAACAGAGCUAACUGUAUUAGCUGGUGGAGACUGUUCCCAGCUCAUCUUCAUGUUGCCCAUUUUAUUCUCCGCAUUUAUGCUGUCUGCUUGCUGCUUAACCAAAGGGAGCUGCAUCUCCUAUGAUGAGCUGAAAGAGCUGAAGACUGAAUUUGCCAUCAGUCUCUACCGGCACAUGUCUGAAGCAGAGAACAGGACCAACCUGGUAGUCUCUCCAGCAAGUGUUGCUGUUUCUUUGGAGCUGCUGCAGUUUGGAGCUCAGGGAAACACAUUAGCAGAGCUGCAAGAUGCCCUAGGAUACAGCAUUCAUGACCAAAGCAUGCAGGAUUUCCUGUACACGACGGAUGAAGCAGUGACUGACUCCAGCCAAGGCACAGUGGUCCAGCUGGGAUGUUCCCUCUUUUUGGAUGCGAGUGUGCAGCUCUCGCCCGACUUCGCUGAGCGUGCCUCGCACUGGGCCAACAGCAGCCUGCUGCAAACCAACCUCAGUGACCCCAACACCAGCCACGCACAGGAAUGGAUCACCACUGACUUUGCAGGUGGGGAUGUGCGUGGAAUGACAUUGGAGAGCACCGGGUCAUCGCUCAGCCAGGUCACCCUGGUGAGCACCCUGUACUUCAGAAGCAUGUGGCAAAAAAAGUUUUCCUUUAUGGAUUCCCAGAUGUUGCCUUUUACCACGCCAGAGGGCUCAACCCUGAAAGUGCCCACCAUGCACCACACAGCUGAAGUUAACUACGGCCAGUUCCAGACUGCAGCUCUCGAGGCUUUCAGCGUGGUUGAGUUACCCUACCUGGGAGAGAAACUCAGCAUGUUCCUAGUUCUUCCCAGCCACAAAAGAAUACCUUUGUCCCAGAUUGAGUCUCACCUUUCUGCCAAAACCAUAACCCUCUGGGCCAACAGCUUGAAGAGAACAAAGAUGGACAUUUUUCUGCCUAGGUUCAGUAUUCAAAGCCUUUUUGACCUAAAGACAGUUCUUUCUGCCUUGGGAAUUAGAGAUGCAUUCAACCCCAUCACUGCUAAUUUUAAAGGCAUUUCAGAGCAAGAUAGUCUUUAUAUUUCAGAAGCUAUUCACAAAGCAGAAAUUGAAGUAACAGAAGAUGGUACAAAAGCAUCAGGUGCUACAGCAAUGGUCUUACUAAAAAGAUCUCGAACACCUAUUUUCAAAGCAGAUCGACCUUUCACAUUUUUCCUGAGACAAGCUAAUACAGGUAUGCAUGCUCUGCCUUUCAGGAGCAGAAUCCCUCACAAGUAGCACUGGAACCAAUACAAAUAGAACACCAUUCUUCACUCCAGGAAACUUCAAAUAACCAUGGAAACAGUGGGGUUUGUGGUUUUAAAGUAUAGAUUUUAAUUUCCUAAAAAAUAAUGUAUAAUAGUCAUAGAAGUCUAGGAAACCAGAUUAGCCUCUUCUUUGGACAUGCAGUAUGUGCUCAAAAAAUUUCUACCAAAACUAUAGGCACUAGAGAGAUCUUACAGAUGCUGAAUGCUUCAGCAUCAGGAACUGAGCUCUCCAGGGCAAUUCAAAUUACAAACAGGCUAGACCAGCUGGAUUAACAUCUGAAGUACUUAAAAUAGAAGCCUUUCCCUUUAAAGGAAACUUAUCUAUGCCUAUACUGAUAGCAAACAGACUUCCGACAAAAAAAUGUUUCUUUGCAACUGUUAACUCUUUUCUUCCAAAUGACCUCUCCUAGCCCCUAGACAAAAACUACCCAAAAUAACCAAACAGAACCACAGAGGAUGUCUUAAACUGAAGCAUCACAGCACUCCUUUAGCUUCACUAGUGGAUUAUAAGUCUCAUUUCACACAUUCAAUCACAAUAAGUUACUCUGGAAUGUCUGCCAAAAGAAAACAUCCUAUGGCUUGCUGGCAAUAAUAAAGAACUCCAUUAUGCACCAUUAAGCGGGUAUUUGCCACUCCGAAGCACCAGGCCAAUUUGCAACAACUCAUCAUUCUUAACAAUGCAGUAAUUUUGCAUCUGAAUUAUUUUCCUAAAAAUCGUUUGAAUCAUCACAUUUCUCACAUAACUGGGGUCACCCAUUUAGAUUUUCAAGGAACUUACAGACAUUUGUAAGGCUCAGUAAAACACUGGGGCCUAGCACAAAGACAGGAAUCGUUUCCCUUAUCUGCUUCCAAGCACCACACGCUGUUCUCUUAGUCAGUGAAUACCUGUGUAUGUAACAUUUUGUUUAAAAAUUCCUAUCUUAAAUUUUGACCACAGUGCAAGCACCCAAAGAGAAAAUUACUGACUUGGUUGGAAUUUUGUUUUAAAUAUACUUUGGGAAUUAUUACCAGUCAAUGAACAAAAGUAUUUUACUUGGCAAAGGCAGCAUUUUAAAACAAAAAGGCAUUAAAAAGCUCACCUAUGAAACAUGAGCCACAGACUCUUCAGGAUUAAGAACAAACUUACUUCGGUGAAUAAAAUGUCAGUUUACAACACACAUAUAAAUUAUAUAAAGGGGAAGGAAAUCAGAUUGUAAAAUAGGAUUUUUAUGUGAAGCAUAAAAUACAUACUUUCCAAUCAACUCAAUCAAAAAUACAUUUCUGUAAUUCAGGCUUUUUAAUGCAAAAAGUGAAAAUAGUAAUUUUGUUUUCUCAGACUUAGUGAUUCAUGUUUUUGAGGUAUGGAAAACUUGAACAGGUAAACAAGUUCUAUUCUCCAUCCACCUGUCUAGAAGUGCUUAAAACUUCUAUGCCUAUAAAGUUCAUAAUGAUCUUUAUGUAGACCAGAAGUAGUUAUUGCAUCAGUUUUCUAGUAAUAGCAGAACUAUGUUUCUCAAUACUUAAAUUAGCAUAGUUCUGCUCAAAAAAAUUGGAAAAAAUAGAGUUUUUUAAUCUGAAUUUCAGGUUUGAGCACAUACCCUUUGAAGGACAGGCAAAAGGUAACAGCAAUAUGAACAAUCAAACAAAUCCAGUGAAUCUGAGGUAGUAAUUUCAUUUUCUUCUGUAACUAAAAUACAAACAACAAAGCAAUGAACUUAGGUUCUGUUUUGCUCAGCAUAAGUUUCAGACUUCGGCAGAUUUUUCAGAUUUUGGUUCCUGGUUUGGGCUACCAAUUAUUUGGAAAUGUGUUUUUAAUACAGAAAUGUUUCAAUUUUAAGACAAACACGCAAUUGCAGUCAGUUUUUUCAUACAUGUAAUGAACGAUUCUAUGAUCUGCUAACUUACAUGUUUAAACUGUACUACACUUUGGAGAUGUGGCCUCAAACUGAAAUAAUGUUAAUAUUGUUUUAAUUUACAGGUUCCAUACUUUUUAUAGGAAGAGUUACAAAUCCUUCAUAACAAGCACUAAAUGCAUACCCGACUUCUGUUCGUCCUAUGAUGAGCUUUCCUCCAAUGAAAUUAAAGGCUACAUUGUAUGCAUUUAUUAAAAAACAGUUUUAAGCCUAUCACUUUUCCAACAAUAAACAAACAAAAGCUCUCCACUACCUUAUGACAUUGUAGACACUGCUGAAAUGUAGAGCUGUCUAGGAAUCAUCAGCACCACAACUACAGCAAAGACAGUAUCCAAAUAAACAUUUGCAAGAAAGUGGAACAGGUUUAGCCUCCUAAAUGUUUAAUAAUAUGACCCAACAGCUUCUCUUCAACUUCAUCAUGCCUAAAGUCAGCUUGACUGUUUGAGUAUGUAGGUCAUCAGAAUGAAAGCAACCCACAAAAAAAGCUUUGUGAUGUUAUUUUUCAAGCACAAUUGUAUUUCCCUGUCCUGAAGUCAAAAGCUUAAGAAUAAAGCUGAAAUCCAAUGUGACCUCAGACAGUUAUAAUCCAGCUGAUAUAGAAGGUAACAAGCAAGCAGUUAAAUGCAUUGAAAAUAAAAAGUUGAAAGGCUGUUUCAAAACUGACACGGAAUCAUAGAAUCAUUAAGGUUGGAAAAAACUUCUCAAAACAGAGUCCAAUCACUAACCCAGCACUGCCAAGUUCACCACUAAACCUAGUCUCUAAACACCACACCUACACCCUUCUUGAAUAUUUUCAAGGAUGGCAAUUCUACCGCUUGCCAGGGCAGCCUGUUCCAGACAGAGCAGGUAAGAAGCAGAAAUACCCACUCAGUGACCAAACAAAUAUUGCCAAAAAAGGUAGCAGUACUACCUCCACUGCCUUUGAAGUGUACAGAACAUAGAAUGGACAUUCCAGAAGAAUGCUGAUUGUGACUACUGGCAUCAAGAAAAAUGGGGGUUUUUCAGUAUCCUGACAGAAGUCGGGAUAUGGCAAGCGUUCAGCAACUCAUGGCACAAGCAUCAGAAACCCAGGCCCAUAAAGAUUUUGGGUGAAGACUGCAAACAACUAACUCCCAAGAAAAGCAUCAGAAAAGACCACUUUAUACAGUUCCCACUGAAUCAAACAACGCCUUCCAGAUAACUCGGAGCAUCUGGCACAGCUGAAAGACAUGGCCAGUAAACCAGUCAGUGAUAUUUUGUGUCCAGGAAGAAGCACCCUGUGGCUGCUCCUGCACUUGUAAACUCGUAAAAUCUUCUGACACAGGAAACCUCUGUGCUGCCUUCAUCAAAUACUACUGACCCCUUCUUUACUGCACUGCAUUCCUCAAUAAAACUCCAGGGUCUGUCAUGGCUGUGCAUGUGCAUACAAAACAUCACUUUGUUAUGCUGGUCACCAAAUUGCAAAGCACACAAGAUACCCUACUGUAGCUACAAUUCAGCAUUAGCUCUCUUGCACUCAUUCUCUGAUUAAGAGCAAAAUAUCCAGUUAUAGAAAACCACUCUUCUUUAACACUGACACCAGAACACAGAAGCUCUGGAAAGGAAAGGUAAAACAAAUCAUUCCAAUAAAAACUGUACUCAAACCUACACAAAGAUUAAAAUAGAGAUUUUAUUGAUGGAAUAACAAAAGUGCUUUUCUUAAAUAUUUUUCAAAAUACAUUUAUACAACUUACAAUAAUAUAUCCAAAAUAACUGUAUAUACAAAACAUUACCUUGCUUAAUGUAUGUGCUUUUUUUUUUUGAAAAUUACAAAGCAACUUUUUGGCAAAGUUCAACCUUAAGAGGUGAUAGUUUUGAAGAUUAGAUUAAGAAAAAUAGAACCUGAGGGAAAGUGACACUUAUGUCCAUGACAAGCAAGAAGUUCUCAAUUUAAUUAAAUAAAAAUGUUUUUGUAGUAUUUUUCACAUUACAAAAA